GAGCCAGCCUUCCUCUCCGAGGACCACUUUCGUUGUGUGCACUGGUCUGGUUCUGUGUCAGGAUGACAAAUAGUUCACUUACACGUGUCGCAGUCCAUCACACUGUGGAUAAUGUACCCCACAGAUGGACAAGGUUGAAACAGAGAAGACCUUCCCUCUCAGUAAAUCAGACAAUCCGGAGGACCAGGUCAAACCCAUGGACUGGGCCAACGAGGGCUUCCUGCCCAUAGGAGAGACCAGACUCAAACCUACACAAACUGAUGGUAAUCCUUUAGCCCACAGUGUCUUGCGUAAUUCACUGCCUGAGGACUUCUCCACUGCAGAGCUACAAGGAGUGAGCCUCUGUAAAAACAAGGCGGCCUCUGAAGAGCCCUACAGCAGAG
This is a messenger RNA of Cynoglossus semilaevis (tongue sole), 383 nucleotides long. RefSeq names its product DNA (cytosine-5)-methyltransferase 3B-like. The record is from RefSeq and is a predicted model, not a curated record. The annotation marks the transcript as partial. The transcript is spliced from 2 exons. NCBI's taxonomy places the organism in Eukaryota, Metazoa, Chordata, Actinopteri, Pleuronectiformes, Cynoglossidae.